Adineta ricciae is the source of this 561-nucleotide messenger RNA. NCBI's taxonomy places the organism in Eukaryota, Metazoa, Rotifera, Eurotatoria, Adinetida, Adinetidae. The record is from the annotation of a GenBank genome assembly.
AUGUGUGCAUAUCCUAUCAGCAGUAAAUGUGGUGGAAAUAAAAGUCCCAUGUUGUUGCAUAUAAAGCAGAAACGGAAAGAAUUGUUUCACAUACCUGAGGAUUCGACAAAAAUGGACAUGAAAAUGUGUAUGGUUAUGCAAAAUGGUUUUCAGUUUGCAACUGGAGACGACCGUUGUAUAGUGUUUUUAUUCAAAGGUUGGAAUGUUGAUAAUCACACGAAAUAUGCUUUUAUGAUUAUCGGUACUUUCUGCAUGGCUUUACUUAAUGGUGGAUUAGCAUUCAUUCGUCAUUUUUUAGUCAAUAAAUCACAAAAGAAUUCAUCCCCAUUAAUUUAUCAAGUUUAUCUAUCAUUAGUCUAUGGAGUUCAAAUUGUUUUAGCUUAUUGGAUGAUGUUGUUAGUCAUGACUUAUGAAACUGGUGUUUUUCUUGCACUUGUGUUUGGUCUCACGAUUGGAUACUUUAUUUUUACUUUACUUGAAAGCAAGACUAAACUAGCAACAGUGAAUUCGACCUAUCAAAAUCAAUUCAACAAUACACCCUGUUGUCAAACGACGAGUUAA